AUGACUAAAAGAGUCUACUCAGCUAGCCUCAGCAGGGACUUUGAAUCCUCCGUGAAAAUGGAUGACCUGUCCGCUCCGCUGCUCGACCCCCGGGAGCCCGUGGACACCCUCCCUCUGAGCGUGGGGGAUCCGGUGGUGUGCAUCCUGGGCUCUGGAGACUUCUCUCGGUCCCUGUCCACGCGGCUGCUGAGCUGUGGCUGCAGAGUGGUGAUGGGCAGCAGAGACCCAGGCAGACUGGCCCCAGAUCUGGUCCCAGCAGGAGUGGAGCUCAAGACGCAGGCACAGGCCCUGGAGGCGCUGGCCGAGGCUGGGGGCUCCCUGGUGUUCCUGGCCCUGUACCCAGAGCACUACCCUUCCCUGCUGCCUCUCAAGGCGCUGCUAUCGGGCCGGACCCUGGUGGAUGUGAGUAACGCCUCCGCUCUGCAGCACCAGGGCCAGUCCAACGCUCAGAUCCUGGCCCAGCUGUUCCCCUGCUCCUCUGUGGUCAAGGGCUUCAACGGCCUGUCUGCCUGGACUCUGCUCACCGGGGCGCACGAUGCCUCCAGACAGGUGCUGGUGUGUGGAGACAGCCCCUCCUCCAAGUUGGCGGUCCAGUCUCUGUGCCGCCGCCUGGGCUUCAGUGCGGUGGAUGUGGGGGGUCUGUGUGCCGCGAGAGCCGUGGAGGAGGCGCCCCUGCAUCUGUUCCCAUCCUGGAGAGGCCCCCUGCUCACUACCACACUGCUGUUCGUCUGCUUCUACCUGUACGCUGCACUUGCACACGUCCUGCUGCCCUUUCUGGACCGCGGACAGAACAACCUGCACCACUUGGCCCUGGUCACGGUCAACCAGGCACUGCCCGCGGUCGCUCUGGUCACUCUGGCACUGGUCUACAUGCCAGGCCUGUUUGCGUCGCUGCUGCAGCUCUACAGAGGCACUAAGUACAGGCCCUUCCCUGAUUGGUUGGAUCACUGGAUGUGUGCUCGGAAGCAGCUGGGCCUCCUGAGCUUCCUGUGUGCUGCGCUGCAUGCGGUCUACAGCGUGUGUCUCUCCAUACGGCGAGCCGCGGGCUACAUGAUCCUCAACGCCGCUUUUCGACAGGUGAAGCAGGGUGUGGCCGACUCGUGGGAGGAGGCCCAGGUGUGGAGGUCAGACCUGUACCUCUCCAGUGGAAUUCUGGGACUUGGAGUUCUGUCUGUGCUGGCCCUGACCUCUCUGCCCUCUGUGGGACACACUCUGAACUGGAGGGAGUUCACUUUUGUACAGUCGGGCCUGGGUUACCUCUCCUUGGCCCUCUCCGUGGCUCACGUCCUGUUCUUCGGCUGGGACAUGGCGCUGCACUCGUGGGCAUACCCGUACUUCCUGCCGCCGCUCUUCUUGCUGUCCCUGGUCCUGCCCUGCUGCGUGCUGAUUGGCCGGCUGCUGUUGCUGGCGCCCUGCUGUGCCCUCAGACUGCACAAGAUCCGCAGGGGCUGGGAGAGUUCCCGACACCAGCCCAAGGAGAGAGCAGAGACCCAGGCCCUCAGCGGAGAUGUACAGAAAAAAGUGAAAGGAAGUGUAAAACAUGGAAAGUCCCUCAGACAAAGAAUAUACAGCUCAGUGAGGCCAGAGAGUGAGAGCAGAGAGUGGAGGAGGAGGAGGAGGAGGAGGAGGAGGAGGAGGCUAAUAUCCUUGUUUUCAUUUCAAACACAGGGGAAAGCAAAGGUGAAAGUGGUUGUCAACACUGAGCCCUCACCCACACGGCCACUUCAGCAGCACGUACAACCGCUGGUCACCAGCCUCGCUGUCACUUUGGACUGGGAUUUUAUAUUUGACACAGAAGGUCCAGAUGGAAUGAGGAAAGGAACUCAAGCUGGUGCUGAGUCCACUUUGGGGGAGGAACUAUCUCCUUCCUCUUCUCGCACUCAGGUCCAAAUACAUGUGAAAUUCAGCUUGAAUCAACAUGAACUUAACAGUCUAAAGCCUCAAAUGUGGAAAGAUCAAUCAGAUCAAUCAAUCACAAUAGUCUUAAGGAAUUGA
Knipowitschia caucasica is the source of this 1995-nucleotide messenger RNA. The record is from the annotation of a GenBank genome assembly. NCBI's taxonomy places the organism in Eukaryota, Metazoa, Chordata, Actinopteri, Gobiiformes, Gobiidae.